Messenger RNA from Theileria annulata, 2925 nucleotides. Its product is annotated as Tpr-related protein family member, putative. Lineage: Eukaryota; Apicomplexa; Aconoidasida; Piroplasmida; Theileriidae. The record is from RefSeq and is a predicted model, not a curated record. Bases 1 to 2925 code for a protein of 974 amino acids. The transcript has 2 exons.
AUGUUUAGAGUAGUUAAGAGUAUAUUUAGAGGUAGUAAGGUAUAUAUAGGUUGGGGUAUAUAUACAUUUACAAAUUCAUCAUUUAAGAUAUAUAAAGCAUUAAAUGAUGAAUUUCAAGUUGAACCAGAUUGUUUACAAACAAAAGCAAGAGUUUUUUAUAUUUCUGGAUUUAUUGUUAUUUGUUUACAUAUUUUUGUUGCAGGUACGGUGCUUGGUCAAGCGGUACCCCCGAAGGGCGUUCCCUUAGUUAUUUAUAAAUUUUUGAAAAGGAUAAUUAUAUCCAAGACAAUAAAAGGUAGUAGACUUAAACUUAAAGCCGAAGAGCUGCAGAUUGCGGCCAAAGCACUUCAAGAUAAGGCCACCAAUGAGAAAGUUAAUAUACAUACUCAAGCCGGCACUCUAGCCUCUUCAGCCCAAACUCUAGCCGAAAAUACACCUCCCCAGGCUUUUGUUAAUGCCGACACUGUAAUAGACAAAUUCGACGAACUGGAAGAUGCAUACAAUCAACUAAGUACAAGUAGUCCUGUUGACCAGGCUAAGGUAGAGAAGGAAUUUAAUACUGUCAAACACAUAUAUGAUACUAUGAUCAAUGUUAAGAAAGCCAAAAAACUUCAAGAACAAGUUGGUACCCAGGAUGGUAAAGGUGGUUCUGAUCAAAAGAUAUGGUAUUAUGCCAACGAACUAUAUGGUAAAGCCAACAUACUAGCCGGUGCCGAAAAACUUAAAGCUCCAGAAGCUCAAGAUGGUGAAGAUCCUACUAAAGAACUCAAACAUCUUGCCGAAAAACUUCGCGAUGCCGUAGGACAAAAUGACAACUCUGGUCUCCAAAAGGCCCUCAGUGAACUCUCUACUGCUCGAGAAAGUAAUCCCAAGGACUUAAUUCCCAUGGCCAAAGAUGUAAUAGAUAAAUACAACUCAGUCAAAGAAGCCUACGAAAAGGUCAAGGCACAAGCAAGUGAAUAUACUAAAGCUCUUACUAAAACUGGUGAAACAAGUAAAUACACCAAUGUUAAAUCUGCUUUCCAAGCACUUGAAAGUGCCUACAACCUUGGAAAGUGUAAGGAUAUCACUCCUAUUUUUGACAAAGAGUAUAUUGAUAUCCAAACCAGUAUUGUUUCUGAUAGACUCACUUCUAAAGCCACAGAAAUAGAGUCUAAGGCCCAAGCACUUAGAACCACUGCCGAACGUCAAUCUACCACUGAACUAGCCGACAAUAGGAACAAUGACAUCAAUAGCACUACAAAUAAACUUGGUAGUGAACUCCCUACUAAAGCCACAACACUAAAGAGUAAGGCCGAAAAGCUUUACAAUGCAGCUCAACGACUAGAAGAGACUGCUGAGGACCCUAGUCCACUUGCUGAUCUUAAAAAUCAUGCCGAAGAACUUGCUACAGCAGCCAAGAAAGAUACUACUAGUGAUGGUCUAUUCUAUGCUGCACAGGCACUAGAAUCUGGUGGUGGUGAUAGUCUUGAAGAUAAGGCCACUAAGGUCAUAACUAAGUUUGACAAGGUCCAACGUGCAUACACCGCACUAAUGACUAAAGCUAAACAAAUUGGUAAACAAGGUCAUUCUGAGGUCAACUCUGUUGAAAAUGAAUACACUGAACUGAAGGAACAUUAUGAUGGGAUGUUAAACCUUACCAAACUCUCCAAGAUGGCCAAAGAUCUUACUGGUACACUUCAAGGUCCAGCCACUACUCUAGCCUCUAGUGUCAAAGAACUACGUGAUAACACUGAUGGUAACGAUUAUCCUAAGGCCCAAACUGUAAUACAAAACUACGAAAAGGUAGAAUCUGCAUACACCUCACUAGGUGAUAAGCAAAGUGUUAAGGAUAAGUUUGAGGCUCUCAAGACGCUUUACGACAAGAUAUUUAAGUUCACCAAGGUCAAGUACUACUCCGAACAACUUGAAGGUGCAGCCGAUCCUAGCGGUGAUGCCGAGAAGGUAAUUACCUUCUUCAACUCAGUCGUUGUUGCCUACAACGCACUAGGUGAGACUGAACAGAAACAUGUUAAAGAUCAAUUCACUGAACUUCAAACUGAGUAUUCCAAUGGUAUAUAUAAAUAUAAGUUCCAUAUCCUAACUAUUCCUUUCAUGGUUACCAAUUGGUUAAACUUUCUCAGAUAUGUAUUCAUGGGUAGUUGGGGCGUCUAUCACGAAAAGGUCUGUAAAGGUACUGGUAAUGAACAACCUGGACGUACUGGUUGUCCAAAACCUGAAGAUUCUGCUACUGAGACUGUCAAUAGUAUUAAACUAGAACUCACUAAUAGUACUAGUGACAUUACUCAUAAAAUAAUCCUCAAUGGUACUGGUAGUAGUGGUACUGUAAGUACUUCCAAAGCUAUCACUCUAGCCAGUGGUGGUGAUGUUACCCUAACCAUCAAUCUUCCUGGUGGUGAAAUAAAACUCAGCAAACUAACCAUCAGUGGUACUAAUCUGACCAUCCAAGGUGGUACUUCCAGGGUAUCUGUUACCAAAAAGUCAAAUCCUUGGGUUACCGGUACGCCUGUUAAACUCCACUCUAGCAAUGGUGCCACCCUUACCGGCACCACACUGACUAUCAACAAACAAGAUCCUGGUGGUAAAGAAGCAACCAUUACUGGUAGUCCAUCUGGUGGUAAUGUUGAACUAAAUUACAGCACCGGUAGUGGCACUAUAGAAAUCAGUGGCACUGCCAUCACAGCUCUUGAAGGCAAAUUUAUUCCUGACGAACUACAUGACAAGCACAAAGAACAGAAGUGCUGUAUCUAUUCUAAACAGUAUACCUGGCAAGACUCCGCUAAUACUUAUGUUGUCUGGUGGAAUAUAUUUAAUAUUCUUAUGCCACUUCAGAUCUGUCUAGCUGCAAUAUUCAUAUAUUCACUUAAUAACAGAGAAUAUCAUAGCUACUUAUUGAGUUGUUCUUCUUCCAAUGCAGCUGGUUGA